AAUGAGCUACAGUCCAGAGUGUAACAGCUAAGGCUUCAGACUUCCUCACUUUUUGGCCAACAGUGCGGUCAUCUACGGGGACAUCUCUGGAGGUUCAAGUCGUAAGCUGAGGAGUGCAACCUGCCAUUAUAAGAGAGAAAGCACUAGCUAGGUACCUGGAGGUCUGAUGUCUGGGAAGACUAUGCCUCUAAACGACCAAACUGUGAUGGACGAAACACAGCCGAUGCUAAUGACGGGAGGCAACUACAUCAAGGAGGGCCUCGACUCCGCCAAGAGCAUCUGCCUCAUCUUCUCGCCGGGAGAAAAGGACCAGGUCGGCGGGCUCGCCAAAUGCCUCAAGCUCUUCGAGAAACACUCGGUGAACCUGAUGCACAUCGAGUCGCGGUCGUCGCAACGGUUCCCCAGCCAGUAUGAGUUCAUGGUGGAGUGCGCGCCGGGCGGAGACAUCGGCGGCGCCGUGACCAACCUGCGGCAGAGCUCCGCCUACUUCCAGAUCAUCUCACGCAACCACAAGGACAACAGAGAUACUGUUCCUUGGUUUCCACGCCGUAUCCGUGACUUGGACAAAUUUGCCAACCAGAUCUUGUCUUACGGAGCCGAAUUGGACGCAGACCAUCCCGGUUUCACUGACCCAGUGUACAGAGCACGAAGGAAAUAUUUCGCCGAUAUUGCCUACAACUACAAACAUGGUGAACCUCUUCCUCACGUGGACUACACCAAGGAGGAGACCGAGACCUGGGGUAAGGUGUUCCGCGAGCUGACCAAGUUGUACCCGACGCACGCGUGUCGUGAGCACAACCACGUCUUCCCGCUUCUCAUUGAGAACUGCGGUUACCGCGAGGACAACAUUCCUCAGCUCGAAGAUGUCUCCAACUUCCUCAAAGACUGCACGGGCUUCACGCUGCGGCCGGUGGCCGGCCUGCUGUCGUCGCGCGACUUCCUGGCCGGGCUGGCGUUCCGCGUCUUCCACUCGACGCAGUACAUCCGGCACGCCAGCUGCCCGCUGUACACCCCCGAACCCGACGUGUGCCACGAGCUGCUCGGUCACGCGCCGCUCUUCGCAGACCCCGCGUUUGCGCAGUUCUCGCAGGAGAUUGGCCUCGCCUCCCUCGGUGCACCUGACGACUACAUCGAGAAGCUCGCAACAUGUUUCUGGUUCACUGUUGAAUUUGGUCUGUGCCGUCAAGACGGUCAUCUAAAAGCUUAUGGUGCUGGUUUGCUCUCUUCCUUUGGAGAGCUGAAGUACAGCCUGAGUGGAAAACCAGAGCUAAGACCAUUUGAACCAUCAAAGACUGCAGAACAGAAAUAUCCUAUAACAGAGUAUCAACCUGUCUACUUUGUUGCAGAAAGUUUUGAAGAUGCAAAGGAAAAAAUGAUAAAAUAUGCUCAUACAAUUCCACGUCCAUUUGGAGUGCGCUACAAUCCAUACACGCAAAGCAUUGAAAUACUGGAUUCAAAGCCACAGAUCCAAACUCUGGUGGACAAUAUUAAUGAAGAAAUGCAGAUUCUAAUGGAUGCACUGCGAAAAUUAUAAAGCAGCAAACAUAGUUCCUGAUCUGUAUCAUACCAAAGCUAUAAUAUGUAGAUAGGUGUGUUAAUAUUAUCACGCAAAGAUCGUACAUUAAGCAUCAGGUUAAUUUACAAGUUAAUUGUAAAAGUGUUACCUCUAUGUCAUGAAUACAUCACUAUUUUGUAAAUACUCACUGCUCAUUUCUAAUUAAAGAUUUUUUUACAA
Molecule: messenger RNA, 1735 nt
Organism: Schistocerca americana (American grasshopper)
Lineage: Eukaryota; Metazoa; Arthropoda; Insecta; Orthoptera; Acrididae
Product: protein henna
Exons: 9
Coding region: 167-1534 (455 amino acids)
Biological process (GO): L-tyrosine biosynthetic process; L-phenylalanine catabolic process
Molecular function (GO): iron ion binding; phenylalanine 4-monooxygenase activity
Source: RefSeq, a predicted model, not a curated record